CGUCUCCGCGCAGAACCUGGCGCGACGACGUCACGUGACGAGCAGGAGAGACGCAAUGGCGAUUCCGCUCGGUGCUCAGCAGCAGCAACAACAAAUGCAACAACAACAACAGCAGCAGCAACAGCAGCAGGACUUUGACCCCGUGGCGCGAGUCAAGAUGCUGCUGCCGCAGCUCAAGGAGUGUCUGCAGAAUCUUAUGAAAAUUGCUGCUCAGAACCUGAACCAGAACACGGCGAUUGAUAAUGGCUUGAAGAGCAGUGACUCGCCGAUUCAUAGAUUUGACAAGUGCCUGGAGGAGUUUUAUGCCAUCUGCGAUCAGAUCGAGUUGUGUUUGAGGCUGGGCUACGAGUGCAUCUCGCAGAGCGUGGACAGCGCCAAGCACUCCCCCAGCCUCGUGCCCACGGCCACCAAACUGGACGCCACACAGGCCGACAGCCUGUCUUACGGGCAGUACCUCGCCAUGAUCAAGUCCCAGAUCUCCUGCGCCAAGGACAUACACAACUCGCUGCUCGAGUGCGCACGGCGCAUCUCCAGCAAGGGGCAGAUGCUACCCACAUAGCGAGCAAGCGGAGACCGUGGACGCACGUUAACCGACUUUAGUCUUUGUUUGAACUCUCUUAAACGUCUCUUCAUGAAGAAUGUGGGGGUGGGGGGGGGGGGAUAAACACAUUUCGUAUCUACAUUUCAUAUUCCUGUCUCUCAUUGUCGUGUAAAGGACCUUGCCGCAUUUCCAAGAAAUGUAACGCAAUGUAAGUCGUGACUGCAUAUUAUUAAAUUUGUUUGCACGAGCCUCACAGAGUCUCAAUUAAUUCUCAGACAAGUCCUACGUUUUUGCAAUAGAGGUCGAAGAUGGCUACAUUUCCCAUCAAUUACUGCAAGUCGUUUAACGCGGUAGAUUCAUUUCUGAAAAAUGCAUUAAGCGAAGUUUCCCCACAAAGUAACAACAAAGUUUGCCGAGAUACGAUGUACACACACGGUAAAAUGGUGUGACAUAACCCGAGGAUACGCCGCCACGUUGCUAUAUCAUUCCGUGCAGCUCCAAGUAGUUACUCAUCGACCGGUCAGAAACCGCAUUAGAACAGGCGCGUACCACAUUGAGCGAAGUGUACCCUAAUGUUUUCAGCGAAAAAGCGUUGUGAACGUGAUAAGCGAGGGCUUACUUAAUGUUUUGGAAUAAGCACAUGCACCUUUACACACAGGAGUGUGGACAUGCGUCCCUCGAAGAUAAAGUGGGUAUCUGCCAUUGGUGUUAAAACAGGAAGUGUGCAGGUGACAGAGGAUUAUUGAUGCAUAUUUACAGGUGCUCUCUUGGUUAAUAUGGGCAGCAACAGCAUAGCCUUGUAUUCUUAGGUUUUUUCGGUAAAGUCACGUAGGUAAAAAUUUUAUAAAAGUAAUAAUAGAAAUAAAAUAAUAAAUCACGAUACAGUAAAUCUAGCUGACGGUCCCACCUGAUGACGGAGACUUGUGUUGCCUCCGAAACGUGAUUUAUUAUUUUAUUUCUAUUACUACUUUUAUUUUUUACCUACGUAACUUUACCGAAAAAACCUAAGAGUAUGAAUCCUUGCAGUCACGAAAGCUUCGAAUCUAGAAAAGCAUAGCCUUGGCAAACUGGUGAAGUUGUGACCUGAGAUUGUAAAGUGGAUGGAGCAGGCAUGGGGGGAGGGUUGUGGGCAAACCGAUAAUAAACCAUCUGGUUAAUGACGAGAUGCAGGUGCUGCAUGAAUGCAAAGCCUCAGUACGGGAUGUUGAAUGCUGCCGUGUUGGAAAAGUCCUGACAUUGCCAGUGAAUUUUAAUAAUCCAGCAAGCCAAUGCACUGUUUGCAGUGGCCAUGGUAGGAUGCUCAGGUGUGGUUCAUGUAUCUAUGCCUCAUUUAUAAUGACCACGGUCUUGUGCUGUAUGCAAAUGGUUUAUAAGAGGCAUUUGUGCAACGUGUACAUGGCUCUCCCAUUCACCUGAAAUGACCCCACUGGAAUUUUCUGUUGUAGGAUGACAGAAAAUUGUCUGCGAGACCAAAAAAACUCAACAUAGCAAUGACCUUGGCUUGCCUAUCACUGAUGGUUGUAAACAAACCACACUGGUCAUGUUGAACGCAGCUCUUCAUUAUGUGUACUGAGAUUGGUGGGAGACACGUGGAGGCUUUGAAAUAACAUCUUCUCAAGUCAGAAUGGUAAGUCCUCGCUUAACGCGGAGGUUGCGUUCCUGAAAAUUUCUGCACAAAGUGAAUUUGCGUUGAGCGGGGGAUAAUUUUCCCAUAAGGAAUAACGGUAAGGGUUGGGUGUGUCAUUCCAGCCCGUAAUGUUGACAGUUUACAGUACAUGUGUUUUGUUUAAAUGUGUUGUUUAUAAAGUAUUUCUAUAAAUAUUC
Lethenteron reissneri (Far Eastern brook lamprey) is the source of this 2365-nucleotide messenger RNA. Its product is annotated as mediator of RNA polymerase II transcription subunit 29-like. Gene Ontology annotation, cellular component: mediator complex. The record is from RefSeq and is a predicted model, not a curated record. Gene Ontology annotation, molecular function: transcription factor binding; transcription coregulator activity. NCBI's taxonomy places the organism in Eukaryota, Metazoa, Chordata, Hyperoartia, Petromyzontiformes, Petromyzontidae. Gene Ontology annotation, biological process: regulation of transcription by RNA polymerase II.